Lemur catta (Ring-tailed lemur) is the source of this 7024-nucleotide messenger RNA. RefSeq names its product microtubule crosslinking factor 1 (gene MTCL1). The record is from RefSeq and is a predicted model, not a curated record. NCBI's taxonomy places the organism in Eukaryota, Metazoa, Chordata, Mammalia, Primates, Lemuridae. Gene Ontology annotation, cellular component: lateral plasma membrane; microtubule bundle; midbody. The coding region runs from base 57 to 6077 and encodes 2006 amino acids. The transcript is spliced from 15 exons. Gene Ontology annotation, biological process: establishment or maintenance of epithelial cell apical/basal polarity; regulation of autophagy; microtubule bundle formation. Gene Ontology annotation, molecular function: microtubule binding.
GCCGCCGCCUGGAGCAUCUGCCGCCCGAGCUGCUGCUGGCGGCCCCGGCCCCGGCCAUGGAGACACUGAACGGUCCCGCGGGCGGCGGCGCCCCGGACGCAAAGCCGCAGCCAACGGGCCAGCACCACCGCCACCACCACCUCCACCCGCUGGCUGAGAGGCGGCGUCUGCACCGCGCACCCUCGCCCGCCAGACCCUUCCUCAAAGACCUGCACGCCCGGCCAGCCGCGCCGGGUCCGGCCGCGGCCGGCCCCUCCUCCGGCCGAGCCCCGGCGCCCGCCGCACCGCGCUCGCCCAACCUCGCGGGCAAGGCGCCGCCCUCGCCGGGGCCCCUGGCCGCGCCUGGCCGCCUCUCCCGGCGUAGCGGCGGCGUCCCCGGCGCGAAGGACAAGCCACCGCCGGGCGCCGGGGCCAGGGCGGCGGGCGGCGCCAAGGCUGCCUUGGGAACCAGGAGGGUGGCGCGCGCGGCGCCCGCCGAGCCGCUGCCCCGGGCGGGGAAGUCUCCCGGGGCUGAGCCGCCGCCCGCUGCUGCCAAGGGCCGCAAAGCCAAGCGCGGUUCCGGGGCGGCCCCCGCCCGCACUAUUGGCCCCGCGACUCCGGCCGCCCGGAUCCCCGCCGUGACCCUCGCCGUGACCUCGGCGGCCGGCUCCCCGGCUCGAGGCUCGCGCAUCAGCCACACGGACAGUAGCUCCGACCUCUCCGACUGCCCCUCCGAACCCCUGUCCGACGAGCAGCGCCUGCUUCCGGCCGCCAGCAGCGACGCCGAGUCCGGCACGGGCUCCAGCGACAGAGAACCCCCGCGAGGAGCGCCCACGCCAAGCUCCGCAGCCCGGGGGGCGCCGCCGGGCAGCCCCGAGCCCCCAGCGCUCCUCGCCUUGCCCCCAGCCGCCGGCGCCUGUCUCGGGGGCCGGAGCAGCCCGGGCGGGGUUUCCGCGGGGUCCUCCGGGCCAGGCUCAGCGGAGGAUGCCCGGGGACGCGGACCGCCCGAGCGACCGGUUCCCGGGACCCCCAAGGAGCCCAGCCCGGGCGAGCAGCCGCGGCUCGUGCCGGCGGUGGAGGAAGAGGAGCUACUACGGGAGAUGGAGGAGCUGCGCUCGGAGAACGACUAUCUCAAGGAUGAGUUAGACGAACUCCGCGCUGAAAUGGAAGAAAUGAGAGACAGUUAUUUAGAGGAAGAUGUUUACCAGCUGCAGGAACUUCGGCGAGAACUGGACCGUGCUAAUAAAAACUGCCGAAUCCUGCAGUACCGUCUCCGGAAAGCAGAGCAGAAAAGCCUGAAAGUGGCCGAGACGGGGCAGGUGGACGGUGAGCUUAUCCGAAGCCUGGAGCAGGACUUGAAGGUGGCCAAAGACGUGUCUGUCAGGUUGCACCAUGAACUUGAGACCGUGGAGGAGAAGCGCACUAAAGCUGAGGAUGAGAAUGAAACUCUCCGACAGCAGAUGAUCGAAGUGGAAAUAUCCAAACAGGCGCUCCAGAACGAGCUGGAGAGACUGAAGGAGAGUUCCCUGAAAAGAAGAGGCAGUCGGGAAAUGUACAAAGAGAAGAAAACUUUUAACCAGGAUGACAGUGCCGAUUUGAAGUGCCAGCUUCAGUUUGCCAAAGAGGAAGCCUCCCUGAUGCGCAAGAAAAUGGCCAAGCUAGGACGGGAGAAGGACGAGCUGGAACAGGAGCUCCAGAAGUACAAGUCCCUGUACGGUGACGUGGACAGCCCUCUCCCCACUGGGGAAGCGGGCGGGCCCCCCAGUACCCGGGAGGCCGAGCUGAAGCUGCGGCUGAAGCUGGUGGAGGAGGAAGCCAACAUCUUGGGCCGGAAGAUCGUGGAGCUGGAGGUGGAGAACCGCGGCCUCAAAGCGGAGAUGGAGGACGUGCGAGGCCAGCACGAGCGAGAGGGGCUGGGCCGGGACCCCGCGCCCGGCAUUCCUACCUCACCCUUCGGCGACUCCGUGGAGUCCUCCGCAGAGCUGCGCCGCCACUUGCAGUUUGUGGAGGAGGAAGCGGAGCUGCUCCGCAGGUCCAUAUCCGAGAUCGAGGACCACAACCGGCAGCUGACACAUGAGCUGAGCAAGUUCAAGUUUGAGCCUCGCCAGGAGCCGGGGUGGCUCGGGGAGGGUAAGGGGGCUGGGGCUGGCGCGCCCCUGCAGGAGGAGCUGAAGUCGGCCAGGCUGCAGAUCAGCGAGCUGAGCGGGAAGGUGCUGAAGCUGCAGCACGAGAACCGCGUGCUGCAGUCCAACGUCCAGCGCUGCGACCUGGCCGUGCACCUGGGGCCACGUGCCCCGAGCCCCCGGGACAGCGAUGCGGAGAGUGAUGCGGGCAAGAAGGAGAGCGACGGGGAGGAGGGCCGCCUGCCCCAGCCCAAGCGGGAGGGCCCUGUAGGUGGAGAGAGCGACUCAGAGGAGACGUUCGAGAAGACGUCGGGCUUUGGGAGCGGGAAGCCGUCGGAGGCCAGCGAGCCGUGCCCCGUGGAGCUCCUGAAGGCCCAGGAGGACUCUGAGUGCCUGGUGACCAUAAAGCACGAGGCCCAGCGGCUUGAGCGGACCGUGGAGCGGCUUAUCACAGACACUGACAGCUUCCUCUGUGACACGGGGGCCACCCUGGAGCCUGGCGUCCAGGGCGAGGACGCCCAGGACGAGCCCCACUUGCUGGGGACCAUCAAUGCGAAGAUGAAGGCUUUCAGGAAGGAGCUGCAGGCCUUCCUGGAGCAGGUGAACCGGCUGGGGGACGGCCUGUCCCCCUUGCCCCACCUCACAGAGUCCUCCAGCUUCCUGUCCACUGUGACCUCCGUGUCCCGGGACUCCCCCAUCGGGACCCUGGGGAAGGAGCUGGGCCCAGACUUGCAGUCCAGACUGAGAGAGCAGCUAGAGUGGCAGCUCGGUCCGGCCCGGGGGGACGAGCGGGACAGCUUGCGCCUUCGAGCCACACGGGAGCUGCACCGCCGCGCCGACGGGGACGCCGGGAGCCACGGGCCGGGAGGCCAGAGCUGCUUCAGCCUGGAGCUCAGGGGCCCCCCUGUUUUACCCGAGCAGAGUGUAUCCAUAGAGGAGCUACAGGGCCAGCUCGUGCAGGCGGCCAGACUGCAUCAAGAGGAGACAGAGACAUUUACAAACAAGAUCCGUAAGAUGGAGGAGGAGCACCUCUAUGCCUUGAGGUGGAAAGAACUGGAAAUGCACAGCCUGGCCUUGCAGAACACCCUCCAUGAGCGAACCUGGAGUGAUGAGAAGAAUCUGAUGCAGCAGGAGCUCAGGUCACUGAAGCAGAACAUUUUCCUCUUCUACGUCAAACUCAGGUGGCUGCUGAAACACUGGCGGCAAGGCACGCAGAUGGAGGAGGAAGGGGAGGAUCUGACCGAGGGCGAGCAUCCAGAGACCCUCCCUGGGCUGGGUGAGCUUGGAGUCCAGGGGGGUCAGCAGGCAGGCGGCCCAGACCGGGAUGACGGCGAUCGCGGCUGUGGCUUCCCGGCGGGGGAGCAUUCGCCACACUCCCCGGUGCAGACUGGAGACCACGGGGCGCGGCUGCAGACUGUGGACAGGGGACAGCUCCACAGGCAGGUGGUGGAAAACCAGCAGCUGUUCGGCGCCCUCAAGGCCUUGCUGGAGGACUUCCGCUCGGAGCUGCGGGAGGACGAGCGUGCCCGGCUGCGGCUGCAGCAGCAAUACGCCAGCGACAGGGCGGCCUGGGACGUGGAGUGGGCCGUGCUCAAGUGCCGCCUGGAACAGCUGGAAGAGAAGACGGAGAACAACUUGGGAGAACUAGGCUCUUCUGAGAGCAAGGGAAUCUUGAAGAAGGAGAGGGAGGUGCACCAGAAGCUCCUGGCCGACAGCCACAGCCUGGUCAUGGACCUGCGCUGGCAGAUCCAUCACAGCGAGAAGAACUGGAACCGGGAGAAGGUGGAACUUCUCGACCGCCUGGACAGAGACCGGCAGGAGUGGGAGCGGCAGAAGAAGGAACUCCUGUGGAAGAUAGAGCAGUUGCAGAAAGAGAACAGUCCCCAGAGAGGUGGCAGUUUCCUCUGUGAUCAAAGCGAAGGCAGCAGUCGCCCCUUUCCCCACCAGGGAAGCCUCCGCAUGCCCCAUCCUGUGGCACUGUGGCCAUGCGCAGACGCCGACUCCGUCCCGUUUGAAGACCGGCCACUGUCCAAGCUAAAGGAAUCAGACAGGUGCUCGGCCAGUGAGAACCUCUACCUGGAUGCCUUGUCCCUGGAUGACGAGCCAGAGGAGCCACCACCCUGCCGGCCUGAGAGGGAAUUCAGGAACUGCCUCCCCGAGGAAGAAGAAAAUCACAAGGGAAAUCUUCAAAGGGCGGUGUCUGUGUCCUCCAUGUCCGAGUUUCAGCGCCUGAUGGACGUCUCCCCCUUCCUGCCUGAGAAGGGGCUGCCGUCCACCAGCGGCAAGGAGGAUGUCACCCCACCGCUGUCGCCCGACGACCUCAAGUACAUCGAGGAGUUCAACAGCAAGAGCUGGGACUACACGCCCCCCAGGGGCCAUGGCGGGGCUGGGACCGAGAGGCCCCCAGACCUCUGGGCAGACAGGACCGAGGUAGGGCGGACAGGGCAUGAGGCCACCACGGAGCCUUUCCCUGACUCCUCCUGGUACCUGACCACGAGCGUCACCAUGACGACGGACACCAUGACCAGCCCGGAGCACUGCCAGAAGCAGCCGCUGAGGAGCCACGUGCUCACUGAGCAGUCCGGGGUGCGCGUGCUGCACAGCCCCCCUGCCGUGCGCAGGGUCGACAGCAUCGCCUCGGUGGGCAACGAGGGUCCCUUUCCCACAAGCAGAGCCAGAGGGAGCCUGGGAGAUGCCAAGGGGGGCCCUCUGGAACCUAUGCUCAGCAGGUGGCCUUGCACUCCCCCCAGACACCCCCGAGACUAUGUGGAGGGGCCAUGGCGCCCCCUCGAUACCCCCCUCUGUGCCUCCCUGGGCUUUGCCUCCCCUCUGCAUAGCCUGGAGAUGUCCAAGAACAUGAGUGAUGACAUGAAGGAGGUGGCCUUCUCCGUCAGGAAUGCCAUCUGCUCUGGUUCCACCAAGCCUCAAGUCAAGGACAUGGCCUGCCAGACCAACGGGUCCCGGACGACGGGGACACAGACCACCCAGACCAUCAGCGUGGGCCUGCAGACUGAAGCCCUGCGUGGCAGUGGUGUCACCAGCAGCCCCCACAAGUGUCUCACGCCAAAGGCAGGGGGCGGUACCACGCCCGUGUCGUCUCCUUCCCGCAGCCUUAGGAGCAGGCAGGUGGCCCCUGCCAUCGAAAAGGUACAGGCCAAGUUUGAACGCACAUGCUGCUCCCCCAAGUAUGGUUCCCCCAAGCUGCAGAGGAAGCCCCUCCCCAAAGCUGACCAGCCAAAUAACAGGACUUCACCAGGGAUGGCCCAGAAAGGGUACAGCGAGUCGGCCUGGGCCCGCUCCACCACCACGAGGGAGAGCCCCGUGCACACCACCAUCAACGACGGCCUCUCCAGCCUCUUCAAUAUCAUCGACCACAGCCCCGUGGUGCAGGACCCCUUCCAGAAGGGGACGCGGGCCGGCAGUCGGUCUCGCUCGGCAGAACCCCAACCGGAGCUGGGCCCAGGCCAGGAAACAGGCACUAGUUCCCCAGGGAGGUCGCCCAGCCCCAGCGGGGUGGGCUCAGAGACGUGCAGGGAGGACGGGGGAGAGGGCACGCCUGUGAGGCAGGACUUAUCCGCACCGCCUGGCUACACGCUUGCGGAGAACGUGGCCCGGAUCCUCAACAAGAAGCUGCUGGAGCACGCCUUAAAGGAGGAGAGGAGGCAGGCCGCCCACGGCCCCCCAGGUCUUAACAGCGACAGCCACUCGCUGGGGGACACGGCUGAGCCAGGGUCCAUGGAGGAACUACCUUGUUCUGCACUAGCUCCAUCCCUAGAGCCCUGCUUCUCCAGGCCCGAGAGACCAGCAAACCGUCGCCCUCCUUCACGUUGGGCCCUACAUUCCCCCAAUGCCUCACAGCUUCAUUCACCCGGAGACCCGGCGUCCUUGGAGGAGCAUGGUGACGAGGAGCCACCAGAGGAGAAGCCAUGCCGCGACUCGAGCUUGCACGGAGUGUCACAGAGUAGCUCACUGUAACCGCAUAACCACACCAUCGUCACGAACCAAACUCUGCCCCAAAGGAGAGAUCCAGUUUUCUCAAGGUCAAAGAAUGUUUUUAAAAAACACACAGCUGCUGAAUGUUCAACCUGUGAAACUGAGAUGUUUCUAGAAUGAAACAGUAAAUGUGCCUGUAAUAACUUAAUUUUUUUCAUAGCUCAGAAAACUAUUUUUGUCUCCAUCUUUUUUACACACAGUAUAUUAAACAAAAAGGUAAAUAAGGUAUAAAUAGAUUUAAAAAUAAAAGUUUUAAAAAUGUACAUUUUAAGAGAUUCCGAACACCCUCACUCUCGAUACCUGACUGCCUCUCUGUUAAAUUUGCACUGUUACGUUUUGGGUUGGUUUAUUUCCAUGUUGCAUUAGAGUGUUUUAAGUUCAUUUCAUUUUGUCAGUGUUACUGUUUUUUAAAAAAUUUUUUAAAUGCUUCAGACUGUCUGAUUCGGUGAACUUUUUGUAGUGAAAAAGCCAUGAAGCCAGUAGACAAGACAGAUAUUCUGUACACUGGAUAGGAUACAGGACAACAUUUUUGAAAAGGUACAGAGUCCUCAGGUGGACUUGGAAAAGUCGCUGCAUAAUCCACAUACUAUUCUACUUGACUUGCACGUCUUCGGGUGCAUGUACAUACUGCUACCGUGUCCUCACCAUCACCUAAAUGUGACUCAGUCUGUUCCACUGUAAUACAUUGUGAAUUUCCUUGUACUGUACUUUUAUUGUUGGUCUUCUUGCAUUGAUAAUACAACAGCAACAAUAUUUUUAAAUUAUUGUUAAAAGAUUAACUGGCAAUGUACAGAGUUUACUCAAAAUUUUGUUGUUUAAGGAAGAACACUACAAAAAGUCACGAGGAUACCAAAUUGAAACAAAUGCUGGUGCCUCUGAGUCUGUAUGAGACCACGAGAAAGUAGAAAUAAAGCCUUUCUGAGAUGGCA